CAAACAAAACAAACGGUGUGCUACGUUUGACGUCAAAUUCUCUUUCAUCUACUACUGGACUAGUGAAACGCGACGCCAUCUCCCUUAACUUAAAACCGAUACCCCUUUCCUCCGCCCCAAAGUCUCUUCUUCUUCAUCACUCCCGACUAAAGUCUUCGCCAUGGGCAGCUCCUCCAACUCCUCUUCCGACCAGAAACCAGCAGUGGAAGACGAGGGGGGGGCCGAUUUCCGCCUUCCGGUUUACUCGUCGGGUUCCGAGGUGUUGGCGAAGCUGCAAGAGAAAUGGAAGUCUGUGGAAAAGCAACCAUACCCUGCAAUGUAUUCUAGCAUUUUUGGUGGAAUUACUCUUGAUCCGGCCACGAUGGUUAUUCCGAUUGAUGAUCACAUGGUUCAUAGAGGACAUGGAGUCUUCGAUACUGCUAUGCUUAUGGAUGGAUACUUAUAUGAACUAGAUACCCAUUUGGACCGAUUCUUGAGGUCUGCAUCAGAAGCAAAGAUUACUUCUCCUUUCCCUCGUGAAACUUUGCGGAGCAUACUUAUUCAAAUGACAGCAGCAUCAAAGUGUCAAAAGGGCUCGAUCAGAUACUGGUUGACAGCAGGUCCUGGAGAUUUCUUGCUAUCAUCAGAAGGCUGUCCAGGACCUGCAUUCUAUGCUGUAGUCAUCGAUGACGACUACUCUCAGUGCAAGGAAGGCGUGAAAGUUAUUACAUCCACUGUACCAAUGAAACCUCCUUUGUUUGCUACCAUGAAGAAUGUGAACUAUCUUCCCAAUGUUCUCUCCAAAAUGGAAGCAGAAGACAAGGGUGCCUUUGCCUCGAUAUGGGUCGACGAGCGAGGGUAUAUUGCAGAGGGCCCUAAUGUUAAUGUUGCAUUCAUAAGCAAGUGCAAAGAGCUGCUUCUUCCCUCAUUUGAUAAGAUCCUUAGUGGGUGCACUGCCAAGAGGCUUCUAGCACUGGCACCCAAAUUGGUGGAGAAGGGACUUCUUAAAAGUGUGAAUACCGGAGAAAUAACAAUUAAUGAAGCGAAAGAUUCAGCUGAAAUGAUGUAUGUGGGAAGUGGGCUUCCCAUAUUACCUAUCACUGAAUGGGAUGAUCACCCCAUUGGAGAUGGACAAGUUGGAGAACUAACGCUUGCGCUCUCUGAUCUGCUUUGGGAGGAUAUGAUCGCGGGUCCAGAAAGGGUCCGCGUUCCAUAUGAGCAAGUCUGUGCAGCUUAAAGAAUUUGAUCAGCAUGUCUUGCUCUUUUUCAGAAGGCUUUGUGCCCUCUCAUGUGUUGUUCUCAGCUCUCCUGCUUCAAGGCAUCUGGAAUGACUGAAAGUUGGGUUACUUAAGCAGUCUCUCUUAUUUCUUUUGGUCACUUUAUGCUUCUGUUUGUUCAUGUAGUGUGGAGGGAGGUGAUUCUAAUGUGUGACUCAUAUAUUUGUUGAUCCAGUAAGCCUUUUAAGUAUAUCUACUUGGAAGCCAAAUGUGCCUAUUUUAUUUCAUUUA
This is a messenger RNA of Phoenix dactylifera (date palm), 1487 nucleotides long. RefSeq names its product D-amino-acid transaminase, chloroplastic-like. Gene Ontology annotation, molecular function: 4-amino-4-deoxychorismate lyase activity; pyridoxal phosphate binding. NCBI's taxonomy places the organism in Eukaryota, Viridiplantae, Streptophyta, Magnoliopsida, Arecales, Arecaceae. The record is from RefSeq and is a predicted model, not a curated record. Gene Ontology annotation, biological process: folic acid biosynthetic process.